Cucurbita moschata (crookneck pumpkin) is the source of this 1406-nucleotide messenger RNA. Its product is annotated as lysM domain receptor-like kinase 3. NCBI's taxonomy places the organism in Eukaryota, Viridiplantae, Streptophyta, Magnoliopsida, Cucurbitales, Cucurbitaceae. Gene Ontology annotation, molecular function: ATP binding; protein kinase activity. The transcript has a single exon. Gene Ontology annotation, biological process: protein phosphorylation. The record is from RefSeq and is a predicted model, not a curated record. The coding region runs from base 98 to 1387 and encodes 429 amino acids.
UAUAUAUAUAUUUGAAGUAGACCUGCUAAGAGUUUACUACACAUCAAGUUCUUCCCCCCAGAAAAACCUUCAUCUUCUUCUUCUUCUUCAUUCCUUUAUGUGUAUAACGAAAAUGGCGCUCCAUGUUGCAGAGAUUGAAUCAAAUCCUCCCCUAUCGCGAUCCUCGCGAUCUAAAACUUCAACAUCUAAACUCUCCGAUGCAAAUUCGUCUACCUCUUCCCCUUACAAGGAUUCCGAAUUCAUAUUCUCCAAUUCCACCAACAAGUUUUCUUCAGGUUCCUUUUCGAGCCUUCACGAAUCUCUUCCUGAAUCUCCUCGAAUCUUUGAUUUCUCUGAAAUUAACGCCGCCACAAAUAAUUUUCUGAACAAGCGAUACUCUGCCUCGUCCUCCACGCCUUCAUGGCGUUGCACGCUUCGUGGUAAGGAUGUCAUGAUCUUCCAACGCAAGUUUCAUCGCAAAAUAAAGCUCCAGGAAUUCAGAGAUCGCUUCUACGAGAUUUGUCGAAGUCACCACACGAGUAUAAUCGAACUUCUUGGCGCUUCAAUUUCUGGAGAAUAUCUCUAUUUGGUUUACAAUUUUGUAAAUGGAGCGAAUCUCUCCGAUUGUUUGAGAAAUUCCAGAAGCCCUAAUUUCACUGUUUUAUCCACUUGGAUUUCCAGAAUGCAAGUCGCUACAGAUUUGGCGCAAGGCCUCGAUUAUAUCCACAACAAAUCAGGACUAAACAUAAGCCUAUCGCAUAAUCACAUAAAGAGUAGCAGUAUUCUAGUAACAGAGCCUUUGUUUAACGCUAGGAUUUGUCACUUCGGUGCAGCGCAGCUCUGUAAUGAGGUUGAUUGGAACAAAACAGUUGAAAAACCGACGAAUUUGAGGUGUAAUGGCGAAAUUUCUACGGAUUCAAUGAAUAAAGUACAGAUAAAAGGGGUUAGAGGAUACAUGGCACCAGAGUACAAAUCCAGCGGCGUAGCAACUCCAAUGACCGACGUGUAUGCGUUCGGCGUGGUGAUUUUAGAGCUAUUGUCUGGAGAGGAGCCUUUGAAGUUCAAAUUUGACAGAAGAAAAGGCAAUUUCGUUAGGGUUUCUUUGAUCGAGAGCGCCAUGGCAGUAAUCGAAGGAGAUAAUGACGAGGAGCCUCAAGGCGGUGUAGCCCUAGAAGUAGGAGGAAGGUUGAGAAGGUGGGUGGACCGUAGGUUAAAGGACUCUUUUCCGAUACACGUGGCGGAGAAGGUCACGCGAUUGGCUAUUCAUUGUGUUGACGUGGAUCCAUCUAAGCGCCCUAAUAUGGCUCACGUGGCAAGCAAGAUUUCCAAGCUGUAUUUAGAAUCGAGAAUUUGGUCAAAUAAUCGGGCAAUUCCUGCCGGGUCGUCGGUUUCUCUAGCUCCUCGCUGAACCAGCUUGAUAUAGAUGU